Molecule: messenger RNA, 299 nt
Organism: Leopardus geoffroyi (Geoffroy's cat)
Lineage: Eukaryota; Metazoa; Chordata; Mammalia; Carnivora; Felidae
Product: 40S ribosomal protein S27-like
Exons: 1
Coding region: 1-243 (80 amino acids)
Biological process (GO): translation; ribosomal small subunit assembly
Cellular component (GO): cytosolic small ribosomal subunit; ribosome
Molecular function (GO): RNA binding; structural constituent of ribosome
Source: RefSeq, a predicted model, not a curated record
AUGUCGCUUGUGAAGUACCUCCUCCACCCAUCCCCAGAGGACGAGAAGAGGAAACACAAGAAGAAAUGCCUGGUGUGGAACCCCAACCCUUACUUCAUGGACAUGAAAUGCAAAAUCACCACCGUCUUUAGCCAGGCACACAUGGUAGCUUUGUGUGUGGGCUGCUCCACUGUCCUUUGCCAGCCUACAGGAGGAAAAGGAAGGCUGAGAGAAGGAUGGUCCUUCAGAUGGAAGCAGCACUAGAAGUACCCUAAGUCAAAAUGGGUGGGAAGCUAUCCCAAUAAACAGAUUUUGGACAC